AUGUACGACAGUGAGACGGUGGUCCCCGUUGAGGCUGGAGUCGAAUCUGAUAGGAUGCAACUCUACGAUAAGGGGAACACCGAGUGGAGACUCAUGGUGCUCGAUUUGGUGGAUGAAGCCCGGGAUAAGGUCAUCGUCUGGCUUACAGUGUACAUGCUACGAAUAAAGCAAAACUACAAUCGAAGGGUAAUCUCAAGGUGCUUCCAAGUCAGUGAUCUAGUGUGGAAAAGAAUAAAGCCAGUCGGUGAUGUCACCAAGCUCGAAGCCCCGUGGGUGAGACCUUACAAGGUUGUGCAGAAGCUCAACUCGGGAGCCUACUACCUGUAG
Messenger RNA from Zingiber officinale, 327 nucleotides. RefSeq lists its product as uncharacterized. The coding region runs from base 1 to 327 and encodes 108 amino acids. The transcript has a single exon. Lineage: Eukaryota; Viridiplantae; Streptophyta; Magnoliopsida; Zingiberales; Zingiberaceae. The record is from RefSeq and is a predicted model, not a curated record.